UCUCUACGCUCUCUGUGCACAUCUCCAGUCCCCAUAAAUCCACCCGGACACUUAAACAUUGUUAUUCAUUCAUUUUUCCCCUUCUUGUGAGAGUGACGUCCUCACCGGGACGCUUCUUGAUUCUUCAAUUUUUUAGUUUCUUGACACUUCUUUAUCAAAACAAACUUACUGAAAUAUCUGAAAUACGUACUACAAUUUAUUUUAUUUUUCAUUCUGAAAGUAUUCCCUAUCCCUUUUUUUUUACAAAGGAUCGGAUGGAUGGAUGGAUCAACGACGAUCGGGAUGGAUAGAUCCGGGACAGAUCGAGAUGGACUGAUCUCUAGCAAACGACGAAGGAUGGAUGGUAGGAAAGGAUGGAUGGUUGGAACAAUGGAAAUAGAAAAUCCAAAGGGAUGUUGAAAGCUGAUUGAAGAAAUUCUGGACAAUCGGUUGAAUGGGCCGACCAAUCAGGAUGGAUGGAUCGGGACGAGACGACGACGACGACAAACAAUAAGGAUGGACGGAUGGAUUGGGACGAUCGAAAGGGAUUUGGGACAAAAUGACGACGACAAAGGAUGGAUGAAUUCGGGACGGAUCGGGAUGGACGGUACGUGAAUCCAUCUUGCUCAUUCUUGUGAAUGUAGCGUCCCCAUUUCGUUUACCUGGCUUGAACUGAACUGGUUUGCUUAAAUCUGUCACUGUCCAAUUUCUGAACCGGGUUCAAAGUAGCAGGCAAGGGCUGCAUUUUCGGAUUCACUGCUACCCCCCUGAGUUGAUUUGUUUGGAAACAAACAAAUCUUGUACCGUACUCAGAGGCAGUGAAACUGAUUGAUCUCUUAAUGGGAAAUGCGAACUCCUGCGAAAAAAGAACAAGGAGACUGGAAAUAGCGUCAAACAGACGAGGGCUUAUCGGACGGUUCUUGCCACAUUGGUAAAUUGUAAUGGAUGAUGCUGCACAGUUCUAACGGUACAGAACAUCACUUAAAGUUGCAUGAAUGGAUUCGAUCGAUGGAUGGAUGGACGAGGCAACAACGACCACGAACGAUUAGGAUGGAUGGAUGGAAGGAUCGAUCGAGAUGAUGGCUUCGAGAUGGAUCGGGACGAUGUACGACGACGACGAUGGGUCGGAUGGGUGGAUGGAUCGACGACGAUCGGGAUGGACUGAUCUCAAGCAAACAAUAAAGGAUGGAUGGCAGGAAGGAAGGAUGGAUGGAAAAAAGAAAGGAUAUAAUCCUUAUGCUGAAAACUGGUGCAACAAUAUGGUGAAUCGGUGAAUAUGGUGAAUAUGGAGGAUCGGGACGAUCGGGAUGGAUGGCUUCGGGAUGGCUUCGGGAUGGAUCGGGACGAUGGACGACGACGACUUUUUAAUUUUUUUCUAUUUUAAUCAUUUAUUUUCGAUUUAAUAAAAGUUAAUGAAUUUAA
Molecule: messenger RNA, 1401 nt
Organism: Caenorhabditis elegans
Lineage: Eukaryota; Metazoa; Nematoda; Chromadorea; Rhabditida; Rhabditidae
Exons: 5
Coding region: 259-399 (46 amino acids)
Source: RefSeq, marked reviewed